AUGGAUGAACUUUUACAAGAAAGACUUGCUAAAAUAAAAAAAAUACGUGGUUCAGACAAAUUUGAUUCUGCAUUUGAACUUUUAAAAGAAAUUGUUCAAGAAUUAUUUAAUAAUUAUGAUAAAGUGCUUAAAAAUAAAAAUGAGAAAAUCAA
Racocetra fulgida is the source of this 152-nucleotide messenger RNA. NCBI's taxonomy places the organism in Eukaryota, Fungi, Glomeromycota, Glomeromycetes, Diversisporales, Gigasporaceae. The record is from the annotation of a GenBank genome assembly.